This is a messenger RNA of Rotaria sp. Silwood1, 966 nucleotides long. NCBI's taxonomy places the organism in Eukaryota, Metazoa, Rotifera, Eurotatoria, Philodinida, Philodinidae. The record is from the annotation of a GenBank genome assembly.
AUGGACUCUGUCUUCACUGAAAUCCGUCUGCACGAUCAACAACAGCAAUCUAUUAACCAAUCCACUCAAAAUCAAGCUCUUCUUCCUCUCGUAUUAGUUCCAACAACUUCUUCUCAAAUUACCCUCAAUGAAACAUUACAAUAUAUCCAUCAGUAUCAAGAAUCAAUCUUAGAGAAACUUCUAAAAUCCGGAGCAAUACUCUUUCGUCAUUUUCCAAUAGAGACAGCUGAAGAUUUCAAUCAAUUUGCACUCAGUUUCAAAUGGACAGAACUACCCUAUAUCGGUGGUGCAGCUGUCCGGACUAAAGUUACUGGCUGUGUCUACACAUCGAAUGAUUCCCCACCAUCUCAGCCAAUUCCAUUUCAUCAUGAAGGUGGACGUGUUCCACGUUAUCCAAAUUAUCUCUUUUUCUUCUGUGAAACUCCUCCGGCUGAAGGUGGUGAAACUCCACUUUGUUAUUCGCCGCUCAUCUAUGAGAAAAUGAAGGAAAAAUGUCCACAAUUUGUUGAGCGAUUAGAACAACACGGCGUAAGAUAUUCAAGAGUCCUGCCAAAUGGUGAUGAUCAAACUUCUGCUAUCGGGCGCGGAUGGCAAUCAACAUUUCAUACGCUAGAUAGAAAAGAGGCGGAAGAAAGAUGUAAAGAAUUUGAAACGGAAUUCGAAUGGCUCGAUAGCGGUUGUCUGAGAACUACAACAAAAAUUCUUCCAGCUGUGAAGGUUGAUGAAAGAACAGGUAAAAAAAUUUGGUGGAAUACGAUUAUUGGUGCUUAUUAUGGAUCACUUGAUGAACGUAACCGUGAACGAUCUAAGAUGGUCACAUAUGGUGAUGGAAAAGAAAUCGAAUUAGAAUAUUUGGAAACAUGUAAAAGAAUCUUGGAAGAAAAUAAAGUUACUUUUAAAUGGGAGAAAGGAGAUGUCUUAUUGAUUGACAAUAAACAGGUAAAAAAUAUGGGAAGAAAUCCAUAG